UCAUCGUAUUCGCCAUGAUCGUCGCGGCCGUGGCCGCCGCCCCGCGCAGCCCUGACGCUGACGCUCAGAUCGUGCGCAGCGAGCUGAACAACAUCGGAGUUGAGGGCUACCAAUAUGCCCUGGAGACCUCCAACGGCAUCAAGCAGGAGGAACAAGGACAGCUUGCGAACGUCGGCACCGAGAACGAGGCCAUCCAAGUCCGCGGACAGUUCUCCUACUUGGGGCCAGAUGGCGUCACCUACACCGUCACAUACGUCGCCGACGAGAACGGCUUCCAGCCCCAGGGCGCCCACAUCCCCCAAGCUGCUUAAGUUAGAUCCCCUGUAUAACCUGGCUGUUAAUAAAGUUUUUGUUUUUAUGUUUUAAUUU
Cydia splendana is the source of this 369-nucleotide messenger RNA. Its product is annotated as flexible cuticle protein 12-like. NCBI's taxonomy places the organism in Eukaryota, Metazoa, Arthropoda, Insecta, Lepidoptera, Tortricidae. Gene Ontology annotation, cellular component: chitin-based extracellular matrix. The record is from RefSeq and is a predicted model, not a curated record. Gene Ontology annotation, molecular function: structural constituent of chitin-based larval cuticle. Bases 15 to 311 code for a protein of 98 amino acids. The transcript has 2 exons.